CGAUGACUAUGCGACUGAACUUGGAUCAUAUUUUGAGGAGUCAACUGAUGGAUAAACAACAGUUUGGCGAUCAUCAUUUGGCCAGAGCCACCGACAAGGAGAAAUCCACUCUCAGACUGGGUGCUGGCAAAUCGGAAGCGUACAAGUAUCUCGUGGAGAAGGGCAAUGUGGGCACCCGGGUGAACUCGAUGAUCUCCAGCAUACACCAGCACAUGAAGAUUACUGCUCCGCCACGUAAGUCUGUGCCUGCGGUGCCGGCUCCUAUUGCUCAGAUUCCAGUGGAGGCUUCCAUCAGUAAAACAUCCGCUGCAAAGAAGAUGCGUCGCAUCAAAGGCGGCGGCGGCACUGCGGUAGCAAGCAAUAAAGCCAUGCCACUGUCACGCAUGAAGGCGCGCAUUAAUCAGCAGUCACAGCAGAUUAUGCGACGCGGAUACGUAGAUUUGAAUCCGACAAAUUACACAAAUCAGCGACGCAUUCGUGAGGUGCUCGUGCAAAAAACUGUGCUAGAAAAUAUGUUGUUACAGCACAAGAGAUUGCAACGCGACAGGCAAACCAUUGCUCUGGACAUACAGCGAAUGCGUCAAGAUCUCGACAAAAUCAAAAAUAAACUGGACACAUCGAUGGAAGCCUUAAAAUCGACACGAACUCUCUACAGUGGUUUCAAUAAGGGCAAAAAGGGACUAUUGCCGCUGGGAUUGCCGACGAAUGCCACCCUUGCAAUUAAAUCGGCCACAAAACUCGUAACGAAAACGCAUUCUGCCAAAUCGAGUAAAAUUAUUGCAAAGAGGCAACAUACGCCUUCCACAAAGAAGAUGCGCGCGCGUCGUUAGAAUUUGAAUUUAAAUUUAAAUUAUGGAAAAUUAAUGCGCACUGUUUUCAGUGUUGCAAAUGUGUCUUUUAGACUGCAACAAUGUGGCAACUCUAAAAUAUUUUACGCGCGCCGCCAUAUGACCACUAACAAUCGAUAUGUAUCGCAUAUCGAUUACUCAAAUUGACAUCCCUAAAUCAUGGCGUCUGUCUCGCCUGUACUAGCCGACAAUUUUGUUAUUUCAUUUAUUUUCGUACAUUCUCGUUUUGUUUCACCCCAAUUAUUGGCCCAAUUGUCAGCUGUAAAGAGUAGUUAACUUAAACGCCCACACACGCACACGACGACAUGGGCUCAUCCAAGAAGCACAAAAAGAACAAAUCUGAGCGGCGCGAAAAAUAUGAGG
Molecule: messenger RNA, 1211 nt
Organism: Drosophila albomicans
Lineage: Eukaryota; Metazoa; Arthropoda; Insecta; Diptera; Drosophilidae
Exons: 2
Coding region: 3-830 (275 amino acids)
Source: RefSeq, a predicted model, not a curated record